AGAGCUGCAUCACUUCCCGCCGCGUCCGUCCCAGCACGCACAUAUUCUUCCAGUGCAGGCGGAGCGGUGCAAACACUCCCCGACCCCGACCGGCCAGACCUGUUCUACCACCUCUUCCCCGCACCCACCAGUAUAUCCGCCUCUGCCCCCGUCUUUGCGCUCUCGUACCUUCCGGAGUCCCCUCCAUCUGUUCUGUCUUGCGCGGUUAUUGGGUGGCUACCUGCGGCCGGGUCCGGAGAUGAGGCCGGGCUAAAUGACUUUGUCGAGAACGAACGGUUCCGCGAGGUCCUGCACGGCGCGGUACAGUCUGCGCUCCGAGACGGCGCAGACGAGGUGCAGAAGAACGGCGCGAUCCAGACGCGGGAGGGCUGGAUGCAUAUCCAUGGUACCCGUAAUUUGCCCGCGCUAGGACGCAUCGGUGACCCGGACGACAUCAUCGCGUCUGUGCGCGUCGAGGACGGCGAAAUUCUGGCCGAUACGUACCAACCAAUGCCGUCAUAUCGUCUCUGCACAGCCGACGGCGUUUUACAACUCACCGACGGCCUCAUGGCGCGCCUAGUGGAGACGCUGCAGGCAAAA
Trametes versicolor FP-101664 SS1 is the source of this 579-nucleotide messenger RNA. RefSeq lists its product as uncharacterized. Lineage: Eukaryota; Fungi; Basidiomycota; Agaricomycetes; Polyporales; Polyporaceae. The transcript is spliced from 4 exons. The annotation marks the transcript as partial. The record is from RefSeq and is a predicted model, not a curated record.